Molecule: messenger RNA, 3066 nt
Organism: Emericellopsis cladophorae
Lineage: Eukaryota; Fungi; Ascomycota; Sordariomycetes; Hypocreales; Bionectriaceae
Product: 2-oxoglutarate dehydrogenase-like protein
Exons: 2
Coding region: 1-3066 (1021 amino acids)
Biological process (GO): tricarboxylic acid cycle
Cellular component (GO): oxoglutarate dehydrogenase complex; mitochondrion
Molecular function (GO): oxoglutarate dehydrogenase (succinyl-transferring) activity; thiamine pyrophosphate binding
Source: RefSeq, a predicted model, not a curated record
AUGUUUAGACAAGCCCUGCUAAAGGGCGUCCGGGGCGCACGUCGUGUCCCAGGACGGCCCUUGAUGCAGAAACCUGCCUUGUUCCGAUGCUACGCCACGAGCACGAGCAGCGCGCAGGCCAACGACAACUUCCUGACGGGAGCCACCGCCAACUAUGUCGACGAGAUGUACAUGCGCUGGAAGAAAGACCCGGAGAGCGUACACGCCUCUUGGCAGGUAUACUUCAACAACAUGGAGGGCGGCGAGAUGCCCAUUUCGCAGGCCUUCCAGCCGCCCCCUAACCUGGUCCCUGGUAUGACUGGCACCCGUCUCUCGGGAGGUCUCGCUCUCGACGACGGCUCCGACGUCACCAACCAUCUCAAGGUUCAACUCCUCGUCCGCGCAUACCAGUCCCGCGGUCACCACAAGGCCAACAUCGACCCUCUCGGUAUUCGCACAACGGCCGCCGGCUUCGGCAACAUCAAGCCGAAAGAGUUGACCCUCGAGCACUACCAGUUCACCGAAAAGGACCUUGACAAGGAGUACACCCUCGGUCCCGGUAUUCUCCCUCGCUUCAAGCGCGAUGGCCGUGAGAAGAUGACCCUUCGUGAAAUCGUCGAUGCUUGCGAAAAGAUUUACUGCGGCUCCUAUGGCGCCGAGUUCAUCCACAUUCCCGAUCGUGAGAAGUGCGACUGGCUGCGCGAGCGCCUCGAGGUACCCCAGCCUUUCAAAUACUCAAUCGACGAGAAGCGACGCAUCCUCGACCGUCUCAUCUGGAGCUCCAGCUUCGAGUCAUUUUUAGCCACUAAGUACCCCAACGAUAAGCGUUUCGGUCUUGAGGGAUGCGAGACUCUGGUUCCCGGUAUGAAAGCCCUGAUUGACCGCAGUGUCGACUAUGGUGUCAAGGACAUCGUCAUCGGCAUGCCCCAUCGGGGUCGUCUCAACGUUCUCAGCAACGUCGUGCGCAAGCCCAACGAGUCCAUUUUCUCUGAGUUUGCGGGUACUGGCGGCGCCGAGGAGGAGGGUUCCGGCGAUGUCAAAUACCACUUGGGCAUGAACUUUGAGCGUCCCACACCUUCUGGCAAGCGUGUGCAGCUCUCUCUGGUCGCCAACCCAUCGCAUCUGGAGGCCGAGGACCCCGUUGUGCUGGGCAAGACCCGUGCCAUCCAGCACUACAACAACGACGAGAAGUCUCACCGCACUGCCAUGAGCGUUCUCCUCCAUGGUGACGCCGCAUUCGCUGCCCAGGGCAUCGUCUAUGAGUGUCUUGGUUUCCACUCCCUUCCCGCUUUCUCGACCGGCGGCACGAUCCAUCUUGUUGUCAACAACCAGAUUGGUUUCACGACCGACCCCCGUUUCGCCCGAUCGACCGCAUACUGUACCGAUAUCGCCAAGGCAAUCGACGCGCCUGUGUUCCACGUCAAUGCCGACGACGUCGAGGCCGUCAACCAUGUCUGCCAAUUGGCGGCUGACUGGCGUGCCGAGUUCCAGACUGACGUGGUCAUUGACAUGGUCUGCUACCGCAAGCACGGCCACAACGAGACUGACCAGCCUUCCUUCACCCAGCCUCUCAUGUACAAGCGCAUUGCCGAGAAGUCACCCCAAAUCGACACCUAUGUCGAGAAGUUGCUCGAGGACGGCAGCUUCUCCAAGGGCGACAUUGAGGAACACAAGCAAUGGGUCUGGGGCAUGCUGGAGGAGAGCUUCACCAAGUCUAAAGAUUACCAGCCUACCUCUAAGGAGUGGACGACAUCCGCCUGGAACGGCUUCAAGUCGCCCAAGGAGCUCGCGACCGAGAUCCUGCCUCACAACGACACCAACGUGGAUAAGCAGACUCUGACACACGUUGGCGAGGUCAUUGGCUCUGCCCCCGAGGACUUCCACAUUCACCGCAACCUGAAGCGUAUCUUGAACAACCGCACAAAGGCUGUCAAGGAAGGCAAGAACAUUGACUUCCCCACUGCGGAAGCCCUCGCCUUUGGCACCCUUGUUAACGAAGGCUACCAUGUCCGCGUGUCUGGCCAGGACGUCGAGCGUGGUACCUUUUCCCAGCGUCACGCCGUCUUCCAUGACCAAGAGAGCGAGGAGACGUACACUCCUCUCCAGCACGUCAACAAGGACCAGGGCAAAUUCGUCAUCUCCAACUCGUCGCUGAGUGAGUUUGGUGCCCUCGGCUUCGAGUAUGGUUACUCGCUGUCGUCGCCCAAUGCUCUGGUCAUGUGGGAGGCGCAGUUUGGUGACUUUGCCAAUAAUGCGCAAUGUAUCAUUGACCAGUUCCUUGCCUCUGGUGAGUCCAAGUGGAUGCAGCGUACUGGCCUGGUCAUGUCGCUGCCUCACGGUUACGACGGCCAAGGCCCCGAGCAUUCGUCAGGUCGCCUGGAGCGUUAUCUCCAGCUGUCCAACGAGGACCCUCGCGUCUUCCCCUCCAAGGACGACAUCAACCGUCAACACCAGGACUGCAACAUGCAGAUUGUGUACAUGACUGAGCCCGCCAACUUGUUCCACGCGCUGCGUCGCCAGAUGCACCGCCAGUUCCGCAAACCCCUCAUCAUCUUCUUCUCAAAGUCGCUGCUGCGUCACCCCCUUGCCCGUUCCAGCAUUGAGGACUUCACCGGCAAGGACGCUGGCUUCCGCACCCUGAUUGCGGAUCCCGAGCACGAAAAUGGCGGUAUCAAGGCUCCUGAGGAGAUUGAGCGUGUCAUCCUUUGCUCCGGCCAGGUCUACGCUGCUCUGCACAAGUACCGCGCCGAGAACAAGAUUGACGAUGUCGCUAUCACCCGUCUGGAACAGCUAAACCCCUUCCCGUGGCAACAACUGAAGGAGAACCUGGACACCUACCCCAACGCCAAGACGGUUGUCUGGGCUCAGGAAGAACCCUUAAACGCCGGUGCCUGGAGCUUCACCCAGCCUCGUAUCGAGACCCUGCUCAACAACACCGAGCACCACGACCGGAAGCACGUUAUGUACGCCGGCCGCAACCCCAGCGCAUCGGUGGCGACCGGUCUGAAGAGUGUGCACGCCAAGGAGGAGCAAGAACUGCUCGAUAUGGCGUUCACCGUCAAGCAGGACAAGCUCAAGGGCGAGUAA